ACAGAAAACAACAUUAUGACUGGUCAAGAAAUUUUCCAACCAAAUCCCCCUCCUGAUCCUUCUCAACUCGACGAUGGCAUACUUCAGUACAGCGUCAAGCUGGAUACCACCAACUACCUCCCCAAAGAAGAACUCGACUCAAUUCAGCUCUUCAGGCGUGCAGCAGAUUAUAUAGCAGCUGCGAUGAUAUUCUUGAAGAGCGAUGUUCUCCUCGAAAGGGCUCUCACCUUCGAUGAUAUCAAACCUCGGCUUCUCGGCCAUUGGGGAACGUGCCCAGGUCUGGCUAUGGUAUACGCUCAUCUCAACAGAAUCAUUCGGAAGACUGGUUUGGAUGCUCUAUAUGUCGUUGGUCCAGGACACGGAGCGCCUGCAAUUCUUUCAUGCCUUUGGCUUGAAGACUCCCUUUCCAACUUCCUUCCCGAAUAUACCCGUAAUCGGCAAGGUCUCCAGAAGCUGAUUGCUGGCUUUAGUGUACCGGGUGGAUUCCCAAGUCACAUCAACGCGGAAACUCCUGGAGCUAUUCAUGAAGGUGGUGAACUCGGAUAUGCUUUGAGCGUCUCUUUUGGAGCGGUUAUGGAUAAGCCCGAUUUGGUCGUCGCGUGUGUCGUCGGUGACGGUGAAGCCGAGACUGGUCCGACCGCCACUGCAUGGCAUGGCUUCAAGUACAUUGAUCCUGUAGAGUCAGGAGCGGUCCUUCCUAUUGUUCAUGUCAAUGGUUUCAAGAUCUCCGAAAGGACGAUUUACGGAACUAUGGAUAACAAGGAAAUCACUGCCCUCUUCACGGGAUACGGUUACCAAUGCAGAAUCGUCCAGGACCUCGAUAAUAUCGACAAUGAUCUCGCCGCUUCGAUGGACUGGGCUCUAGCCGAGAUCAAGAACAUUCAAACCACAGCUCGUUCUGGGAACCCGAUCGUAAAGCCACGAUGGCCUGUUAUUAUUCUUCGUACACCGAAGGGUUGGCAUGGACCCAAGGAAUUCCACGGCGAAGCAAUCGAAGGGUCAUUUCACUCUCAUCAGGUCCCGCUUCCAGGAGCCAAAUCGGACGGUGAAGAACUGUCUGUUCUUCAAUCCUGGCUCAAGAGGUACAAACCUGAAGAGUUAUUCGACGACCAGGGUAGCCCUUGUGAGGGGAUUUUGAAUUGUAUUCCGGAGGAACGUACGAGGAAAUUAGGACAGAAACCGGAAAGCUACAAGGGAUACCAACCACUAGAGCUCCCCGAUUGGCGCGACCUGUCUGUCGAGAAGGGAACUCAAGAAAGUUGUAUGACGACGAUCGGGAAGUUAUUGAAAGAAGUUAUCAAAUCGAAUCCGAGAACUUUCAGAAUCUUCUCACCCGAUGAGCUAGUUUCUAAUAAGUUGGGCGCUACCCUCGAAGUUACGGGCAGGAACUUCCAAUGGGAUGUUGCUUCUCGCAAUCAAGGGGGACGCGUCAUUGAGAUUCUCUCUGAACAUACAUGCCAGGGUAUGCUGCAGGGAUACACACUAACGGGUAGAACUGGCCUGUUCCCGAGCUACGAGGCCUUCUUGGGUAUCAUUCAUACGAUGAUGGUUCAGUACGCUAAGUUUACGAAAAUGGCAUCGGAAACGAGGUGGCGGCAGGAUAUAGCUUCUCUCAAUUAUCUGGAAACUUCAACCUGGACUAGGCAGGAACACAAUGGGUUUUCUCACCAAAAUCCGUCAUUCAUUGGUGCAGUUCUCAACUUAAAGGCCAGCUCGGCCCGGGUGUACCUUCCACCGGAUGCCAACUGUUUCUUAUCGACUAUUGCCCAUUGCCUUCGAGCCAAGAAUUAUGUUAACCUGAUGGUCGGAAGCAAACAACCCACGCCUAUCUGGCUUUCAAAGGAAGAGGCAGAAAUGCACUGUAUCGCUGGGGCAUCUGUUUGGAAAUUUGCCAGCGUUGACGAUGGCGUGCAUCCCGAUGUUGUUCUGGUUGGCAUCGGCGUCGAAGUCACGUUCGAAGUCAUCGCAGCUGCAGCACUCCUGCGUAGACUAGCCCCAGAUCUUCGUGUUCGUGUCGUCAAUGUCACUGAUUUGAUGAUCUUGGGCGCACCCGGUACACAUCCUCAUUCGUUGACGGAUGACGCAUACGGGACGUUGUUUACGACUGAUAAGCCGACCCAUUUCAACUACCAUGGUUAUCCCAUCGAGCUGAAAGGGUUGUUGUUUGGGAGGCCGGGAUUGGGUAGGGUAACUAUUGAAGGCUAUAACGAGGAAGGAACGACGACUAGCCCGUUUGACAUGAUGCUCUGCAACAGAACAUCGAGGUAUCAUGUUGCAGCAUCGGCUGUACGGAAUGGCGCCUUGAAUAAUCCCAGAGUAGCAGUAUACGCGCAUCAAGUAGAGAGUUAUUUUAAGCACCAGGCGCAGAAAGACAAGGAUUAUAUUCUUGCGCAUGGACAAGAUCCUGUUGAUACGUACAAGACGCCGGAAUUCAAGUAGUGGCAAUGCAAUCUUUUGGAUUGAAGGAAGGAAGGAACUCUCACGAGGCUCCUCGCAGUUAUACUUUCUUGUUGUACUAAGGGACAUUUGUUUGUUUAACUCCGUAUUUGCCAUAGAUAUUCGAUGCAAUACAUCUGGUCAAACUUGUUUGUAAAGAGCUUCGCCAUUAAGAGGUGUCCACCACCCUGACACCAGUCACUCG
Molecule: messenger RNA, 2641 nt
Organism: Marasmius oreades (fairy-ring Marasmius)
Lineage: Eukaryota; Fungi; Basidiomycota; Agaricomycetes; Agaricales; Marasmiaceae
Exons: 10
Coding region: 16-2439 (807 amino acids)
Biological process (GO): carbohydrate metabolic process
Molecular function (GO): aldehyde-lyase activity
Source: RefSeq, a predicted model, not a curated record